AUUAGAAUUAAAGAGUUGUAAAAAAAUGCAAAUAAACAUUUUAUGUUACCGACAAACAAAUUGUAAAAGAGAUAUAUAUUUUGAUUGGACCAAACACACCUCUAUAUUUGUCCAUAGGUCUUUUAGAUAACAACUGAUGUUACAUUAGCCUGGUACAAAAUUAGUUAGCUAGCUAUGGAUUCAUCAAGAAUCACUCUCCGUCCAUACAGAUCAAAGGAUGUUGAUGAUCUACUCUCAUGGGCCUCCGAUGAUCGGGUAACCCGCUCCAUCCAUUUCAGUACAUUGACUUCCAAAGAAGAUGCGUUGGCCUUCAUUGACAAAUCCUCCAUCCCUUGGCGUCGAUCCAUAUGCAUCGACGAUCGUUCCAUCGGGAUCGUGGUGGCCCGGCCCGGAUCAGGCGAUGAUAGGUGUCGAGCCGAGGUAGGAUAUGCUUUAGCAGUUGAGUAUUGGGGACAGGGGAUUACACCCAAGGCUGUGAAGAUGGCAAUUCCUUUAAUUUUGGAGGAUUUCCCUGAAAUAGUAAGGCUUCAAGCAUUAGCUGAUGCUGAGAAUAAAGCAUCACAUAGAGUGUUGGAGAAGGCUGGGUUUAUAAAAGAGGGUAUGUUUAGAAGGUAUUUUUACUUUAAAGGGGAAAUUAAGGAUGUUGUACUUUAUAGUUUUCUUUCCACUGAUUCUAUACCUUUAUGAAAUUUAAACAUAUGUACUUUCGACAUCA
Solanum dulcamara is the source of this 715-nucleotide messenger RNA. RefSeq lists its product as uncharacterized. The record is from RefSeq and is a predicted model, not a curated record. The transcript has a single exon. Bases 175 to 687 code for a protein of 170 amino acids. Lineage: Eukaryota; Viridiplantae; Streptophyta; Magnoliopsida; Solanales; Solanaceae. Gene Ontology annotation, molecular function: acyltransferase activity, transferring groups other than amino-acyl groups.